This is a messenger RNA of Amyelois transitella, 580 nucleotides long. RefSeq names its product UPF0389 protein CG9231. The transcript is spliced from 2 exons. The record is from RefSeq and is a predicted model, not a curated record. Bases 86 to 481 code for a protein of 131 amino acids. Lineage: Eukaryota; Metazoa; Arthropoda; Insecta; Lepidoptera; Pyralidae.
AUUGACAUUCGUUAACUCCAUCCAUUUUCAUUGUCGUCUUCGAUCAAAAAUCAAACCAAAACAAUAUCCUAGUUUUUUAAGCAAAAUGAGCAAAUUAUUUCAGUUUGGGCCAAUUCCUCGUUUGAUUAGACGCAGUAUGUGCACUCCUGCACCAUCUUCUAACCCUACUCCACCAUCAUCCAGAUCUCCUUCCAUGGCUGCAAGAUAUAGACCUUCAGAAUUUCAGAAAUUUAUACUGGUUUGGACGAAGAAAUACAAGAACAAAGGAGAAAUUCCGGAUUUUGUUUCUGCAGACUUGAUAGAAAAGUCCCGCAGUCAAGCCAGAAUAAAAAUUGCUAAUGUUUUAAUGCUGUUGACUGCUCUUGCUAGUCUUGGAGCAAUCUUGAAUGGAAAAGCAGCUGCCAAACGAGGUGAAUCUGUACAUCAAAUGAAUCUGGACUGGCACAAACAGUAUGAAGAAGAUUACAAAAAGAAGAAUUAAUCUACAAAGUAAAAACUGUCAUAAAAGUUAUUAAUGUGUAGUUAUAAGCAAUGUUUUAAUGUAUAUAAAAUUUAGUCAAAUUAUAAGCAAUUUUAAAAU